Messenger RNA from Parnassius apollo (apollo), 510 nucleotides. NCBI's taxonomy places the organism in Eukaryota, Metazoa, Arthropoda, Insecta, Lepidoptera, Papilionidae. The record is from the annotation of a GenBank genome assembly.
AUGAAAGAUGAGACUGCAGUAGAAAGUAAUUCACAAAUAGAAAGUGAACCAAAAGCUAUUGAAUUGACCAAUAUGAAUGCUGAAAGUGAAGAAGGAAAGGAAGAAAGAGAUUUUUCAUCGGAUGAUAGUAUCGCAGAUCCUAAUUAUCACAUUGAAGAUAAUGAUUUAUCGUCAGAUUCGGAUGAAACGGUAGAAGAGAAUGAAGAAGAAAAUAUUUCACGUAAAUCAAACCAAAAUAUUACACGUAAGAGGAAAAUGCAGCCAGAACUUUGGAAAUCGAAUGUAGCAAAACGUCUACGAAAUGCAGGGAAAGAAUAUGUAGGCAAAAAUAAUAAAGUUAUACGAGAGAGACGAUUAGAACCAGGAUGUACAGAAAAAUGCAAGUUAAAGUGUAACACAAAAGAAAAAUGUCGGCGUUACACAAUGCAAAGCGCAUUGGUUCCACACCAUAGCUAUCUCGCCGUGUUGGGUGCUAAACACAACCAAUGUGGCUUCGCCGUGCUGCUUUAA